Molecule: messenger RNA, 8147 nt
Organism: Anguilla rostrata (American eel)
Lineage: Eukaryota; Metazoa; Chordata; Actinopteri; Anguilliformes; Anguillidae
Gene: adamtsl3
Product: ADAMTS-like 3
Exons: 31
Coding region: 534-5885 (1783 amino acids)
Biological process (GO): extracellular matrix organization
Cellular component (GO): extracellular matrix
Source: RefSeq, a predicted model, not a curated record
UCUUUGCAUAUUUUAGAUGAAAAUUAAGAAAAUAAAUUGUGCUGCUACCACACGCUUAAACAAGAUGACACGAUAAAAACGUAAUGGGUUGCUUGUGGACAAUUCUUUCUGAUAAAAUUUUGCACCUGGCAGGCUUGUUUUGUGGGAGCUUUCAAAUAGUUUCAAGCGCCUUCUAUAGGACGCCUGGCGAAGCUACGUAGCACACAUCGGCAACCAGGCUAGUUCAUUAGUUGUAAUUCUGCCUGAAGUCGCGAAAGCGUGAGCUCGGGGGAUAAGAGAUGUGGUGGCAAUUGACUGUUGCUGUAUCACAUUAAAGUCUGAGUAAAUAUCCUAAAUAAGAUCAUUUCCCCAGAAAGUGUAACCCGGUAUUAUCGACAGUAGUAGAUUUGAAAUAGUUACCGCUUUUUAAAAUUGGAUUUCAGUGAAGAAUUAGCCUAUGGAGAAACUGUGGGUCUCCACAUGAAUGAUUCGCCUACUUUUCGAACGAAGGCUGAAAUCAACAAAGGCACAUUAACCAUCUGAAGCAGGACAGCAUGGCCAAGAUGAGACUCAGCCUGUUCAUGUGGGAGAUGAGCUUGGCCAUCAUUCUCUUCUCUUCUGAUGUCCAGACGGAAGCAAGCCAGUCACAAAGUGUCUACUUCCUUCCCGAAUUCGCACUGUCUCCACAGGGGAGCUUCCUAGAGGACACGACUGGGGAGCAGUUCCUAACCUUCCGCUAUGAUGAUCAGGCAUCCAGGACCACACGCUCGGAUGAGGACAGGGACAUUGGCUGGGAUGCCUGGGGCACCUGGAGUGACUGCUCUCGUACAUGUGGGGGCGGAGCUUCCUAUUCACUACGCCGUUGUCUGAAUGGAGGGAACUGCGAUGGUAGAAACAUUCGGUACAGAACAUGCAGUAACCGGGAUUGCCCGGUGGAGGCCGGGGACUUCAGGGCCCAGCAGUGCUCGGCCCACAACGAUGUUAAGUACCAGGGGCACACCUACGAGUGGGUCCCUGUGACCCAUGAUCCCACUGCCCCAUGCGCCCUCAAAUGCCAGGCACGGGGCAAGAGCUUGGUGGUGGAGCUGGCGCCCAAAGUGCUGGACGGCACACGCUGCAAGACGGACUCCCUGGACAUGUGCAUCAGCGGCAUCUGCCAGGAAGUGGGAUGUGAUCGGCAACUCGGGAGCCACGCCAAGGAGGACAACUGCGGCGUCUGCGCGGGGGACGGCUCCACUUGCCGGCUGGUGCGGGGACAGACCCCGUCACACGUCUCUCCUGAAGAAUCUGUGAAGACUGUGAUCGAAGUGCCCCUGGGAAGCCGUAGCAUGAGAAUCACAGCAAAGGGUCCCAAUGCCAUCUUACUGGAGUCACACACUCUUCAGGGGCACAAAGAGGAACAUAGCUUCAGCUCACCAGGCCAGUACAUCAUAGAGAACACCACUGUGGAUUUCCAGAGAGGAUCGGAUAGACAGACGUUACGGGCCCACGGACCCCUGACUGCAGACUUCAUCUUCAAGGUAAAGUAUGUGUCUGCCCGGGACACUCUGGUUCAGUUCACGUUCUACCAGCCCAUCCGGUACCAGUGGAGGGAGACGGACUUCUUCCCCUGCACCGUCACCUGUGGAGGAGGGUACCAGCUCAAUUCAGCCGAGUGUACGGACAUCCGCUUCAACCGCGUGUUGCCGGACCACCACUGCCGCAAUUAUCCCGAGAACAAGAAGCCCAAACCCAAACUGAAGGAGUGCAACAUGGACCCAUGUCCUGAAAGUGAUGGCUUCAAAGAGGUGAUGCCGUAUGACCACUUUCAGCCACUUCCACGCUGGGAGCACAAUCCGUGGACCUUGUGCUCAGUGUCGUGCGGAGGGGGCAGCCAGGAGAGGAGCGUGAUGUGCGUGGAGGAGGACGUGCACGGCCAGAUCUCUCAGGUGGAGGAGUGGAAGUGCACGUACUCCCCUCGCCCCGAGGUGCAGCAGAGCUGCAACACUUUCGACUGCCCUCAGUGGAUGGCCAUGGAGUGGUCUCAGUGCACAGUUACCUGUGGCCGUGGCUUGCGUUACAGAGUGGUUCUGUGCAUUGAUCACAGAGGGCAGCACACCGGAGGGUGCAACGCAGGGCUGAAGCCUCACAUUAAGGAAGACUGCCUGGUGCCCGUUGCAUGCUUCAAGCCUCAAGAAAAACCUCCUGUGGAAGCAAAGCUGCCGUGGUUAAAACAAGCCCAUGAACUGGAGGAGCCAAGAGCUGCUUCGGAGGAGCCAACGUUUAUCCCCGGGCCGUGGUCGCCCUGCAGCGCCACCUGUGGGCCGGGUCACCAGAGUCGCGAGGUGAAGUGCAGGGUACUUCUGACCUUCUCGCAGACGGAGGUGGACCUGCCGGACGAGGAGUGCGGGGCAGAGAGGCCUUUGUCUGAGAGGGCCUGUACCCCCCGGCCCUGUGGGGGGACCCCAGCCCUCCGCCCGCCCCUCGGACCUGAGCGCCAGGGCGAGCAGCGCUACAGCUGGGAGUACGCAGGCUUCACUGCCUGCUCUGCAUCCUGUGCAUCCGGGAAACAAGAAGCUGCUGUGAAAUGCCUGGACAGCGAGAGGCCGGAGGAGGUGGACGGUGGUCUCUGCGACCAAUCAAGCCGGCUGCCCACGAUGAUGCGAAUCUGCAACUCCCAUCCCUGUCCCCCAAGGUGGGAGUUCACCCCGUGGACCCAGUGCUCAGCAACGUGUGGGGUGGGCAUCCAGACCAGAAGCGUCUUCUGCACUCAACUGCUGUCCUUCGACCUGGGGGACACCGCCUCCGUGCCCGACGGGAUGUGCCAGGAAUUCAGGCCGCCUAUUCUCAGAGCCUGCAACCAGGUGGACUGUCCCCCGACCUGGCAAGCUGAGGAGUGGCAGCAGUGCUCUCACACUUGCGGAGGAGGGACACAGUCACGCAAGGUCCACUGCAAGCAGCUGCUCUCAAAUGGUGACUUCAGAAAAGUCACGGACGAGUCCUGUCAAGAGGUCAAGCCUGCGGCUCACAAGCCCUGUGCCCGAACAGAUUGCCCCCCUCAGUUGGUGGGAGGAGAAUGGUCAAUGUGCUCUGUGACCUGCGGGACGGGGAUCCAGAAGAGGGAGCCAGUGUGCCGCAGGCUGACCUCCGGUGGGCAGCUGGUCACCCUGGGUGAGGAGGCCUGUGACGGUCUCCCCCCUCCGCCCAUCAUCAGAAGCUGCCGCCUGAACGCCUGCUCUAAGCACAAGAAAGAAAAGAAACCGAAGCAGUCAACAAGACGCGGCCCUCAGAUCCUGGGCCUCCACCGCAUCUACAUCCAGACCCGGCAGGAGAAACGCAUCCACUUCACCAUCGGGGGGCGUGCCUACCUGCUUCCCAAGACCUCCGUGGUCAUCAAGUGCCCAGUGCGGAGGUUCCAAAAGAUGAAUAUCAGCUGGGAGAAGGACGGCCAGGCCCUGUCCAAUUGCAAACGCCUGGGUAUCACCAAGUCCGGCUCCCUGAAGAUCCAUGGCCUGGAGGCCACCGACAUUGGGGUGUAUCGCUGCGUGGCUGGCCCAGCUGCAGAGACCUUCAUUCUGAAGCUCAUUGGGAACGACAACCGGCUCAUUGAGCCGCCGGAGGGGCAGGGCCUCAAGGUGGGGCACGGCAGUGGGCUGGCUAAGCUGGACCUGAACGAGGCCAGCCGCCUGGAAGAGAAAUGGAACCGGAUGAGCAAGAUGUGGCAGAACUGGAGUCAAAAGAAUGAAUUUUCUCUGGAUGACAGCCAGGCCCAAGACAGGGCCUUUCUGCAGGUCCUCGGCAACUACCUGAUGAGCUCAGUGCAGCCAAGCCACUCCCUGCCGUUGCCGGAGAAACACCUGGAGGCCGCGAUUCUUCAAGGUGCUUACAGUCUGGAUCCUGGGCAGUUUGAGGAGCUGGUGAGGAACAUCAGCCAGCUGGCUGAGAAUGGGGGGGUGGAUGAUGACCUGGCCUCCAGGCUCAUCCACAAAUUGCUGGCAGAGAUGUUUGGGCCCGAAGCUGCCUCAGAGAAAUGGAAAGACACCGAAGAGGAAAAAUCUCUGAAAGGCAAGCUCCUUGAUAAGAUACCCAAUUCGUCAGAGCGUGUGAUUGAAAAAGACCCAGGUGGAGGGGGGAAGCCUGCUAUCAUCCAACACAAGCUGAACCCUCUGAUGACCUUCCAGAAAAGCAUCAAUAUAAGCAUAGGGAGAAGCGCCUUCCUGACCAGUGCCACAAAGAGCGUGUUUCUGCUGUGUGCAGCCCAGGGUAUGCCGAGACCACUGCUUUCCUGGGCCAAGGAUGGAAAGCCACUACAAUUUACAGAAAGGGUGUCAUUGGAUGGCGCUGGAGGACUGCGCAUCUCUGACCCCGGUGUGGGAGACAUGGGUAUCUACAGCUGCUCGGCCACAAACGAGCUUGGGUCCGACACCGAGAGCUCACAGCUGCUGCAGGCUGAACCACCGAAGAUUGGGGCCUCUGGGAGGAACGUGUCAGAUCUGGAGGGCAGCACACUGAAGGCUGUGGUUGGGGGCAGGAUCAAUGUUCGGCUUGGAGCCAACGUUACUCUGGAGUGUCCCGUGGAAGGUGUCCCCCUGCCAGUGGUAACCUGGCAUAAGAAGGAAGGCCAGAUGACUGCAAAUGCUCUCCCUCUGCUCAACGGUUCCCUGUUGCUCCACAACGUUUCGGCCGAGAACUACGGGACGUACUCGUGUGUGGCCUCCAAUCCUUUUGGAAAGUCUCUGGCCUCCGUCGUCCUCCACGUAUCCGCAGGAAACGCCCUGGGCAGGUCUGUGGAUCGGACCGCAAGCAGAAAGAGAGUACUGAUGGCCUCCCGCACGGGCACCAGCGUCACCAUCAGGCCCGGGGACAUCCUGCGCAUAGGCUGCCCUGUGCUUCCCGGCCACAGAGACCCGGUGAAGUGGUACUUCCAGAACCAGACCGCUGAGGCGGCCCCGAGUCCGCAGCACAGGGCGCUGGCCGGGGGACGGGUUCUGGAGGUGAACACGCUCCUCGGCCGGUUCGACGGCAGCUACAGAUGCCAGACGUCCUCCGGCUCGCAGCCCGUGUCCGCCUGGGUCAACGUCAGCCUCGAAGAGCACGCGUGGAGUUUGGGUGACUGGACGGCGUGCAGCUCCAGCUGCGGAAACCGAGGCACUCAGUCCAGGAGGGUGCGCUGCGUCAGCCCCGCGGGACAGGAAGUGGCCCCGUCAUCAUGUCACCACCUCCCCAGGCCCGCCUCCAGACCUCAGCCCUGCAAUGUGCAAGACUGCCCAGCCAGCUGGGUCUCCACCGCGUGGUCCAAGUGCUCCACCUCCUGUGGGCGGGGCUCUCGGCAGAGAAAGGUCUACUGUCAGCAGCUGGAGGCAACAGGCGUGGUGAAGGUGCUGCCGCUGUCUGCCUGCAGGAGGGAGAUGAGGCCCACAGACAGGGAAGAGUGCCAGUCAGACACCUGCGCAGACUGGCAGGCCAGCCCCUGGGGACCGUGCUCUGGGCGAUGCCUUGGCCCCGCCCUAACAGUGCAGAGCAGACCAGUGGUAUGCAAGCAUCUGAAUGGCUCCACCCUCCCGGAAUCUGGUUGUGAUGAAAGAGACAGGCCCCUGUCUGUGCGGAACUGCUCCUCGGAGAUGUGUGACGUGCAGUGGAAGACCGGGCCCUGGCGAGCGUGCACAGCGGCCUGCGGGAGUGGGUUCCAGUCCCGCAGGGUCGAGUGCGUCCACAGGAGGAACGACAAGACCCUCGCGGACCAGCACUGCGCCUGGCAACGGCGUCCCAUCACCUGGCAACACUGCAGCGUCACCUCCUGUGGCAGUGAAUGCAAGGACACGACUCACUACUGCUCUGUGGUGAAGAGACUCCGUCUCUGCCGCGUGGGUCUGUACAAGCAGAGGUGCUGCCAGUCCUGUGGGGAGGAAGCACCAACCACACAGUGAUUGGAAACAACUGACUGCCCAACUUGGAGGGGGUGGGGGUGGGGGGGCGCUUGGGGGAAUUUGAGUUCACGCGUAGACGUAGAUUUUUGCAUUAAACUGCAAUUUUCACUGUCUAAAACCAGAUUGCUCCUUCAGAGUUUGAUAAAUAUACUGGAAAAUGCUGUUGUUGCACCUCUGUUGAAAGAUACUGCUUGUUAAGGAGGACCAGAAUUCACCUUCAUGAUCUUUUGUCUUCAUAAUUUUCAACUGACAGAAGAAAAUCUAAACGAAGGAAAAAAUGGACGUUGCCCUUUGUCGACGCUUGUGAGAGGAGGCGAAGGGACUACAGAUGGAGAUGGAUUUGGGACCCUUUCUCAACAUUAACCCAUAAAACGCUGUCAACAGCUCUAGACGCAUGGCAUGUCUGGCCUUUGUUAUUUUAAAGCAGCACUUAACAGACAACUAAAUGAAUAUUGCGUAAUGUGUGUUGCAUCCAUUUUGUGUUAGGUGAUGAAGUGAUGUCGCUAUUAUAUGAUACAGUCCUUCUUUGAUAGUAUCUUCUGUUACAAGAGGAAUUAAGUUUCCUGCCAUCUGAGAUCCUCCCUAAUCAAAUACUUAAAACCUAAAGCUUGAGUCUGUUGAUUUGCUAUGGGUAAAAAACAUGGUCCACAGUUCAAUACUUUAACUGCAUGUCUUUGUUAUUGGUCAUUUGUUAAUAUGAUGUCUGAGAUGGCUUAUUGUGUGAUCAGAUUAUUUUCUGACCACGCCACAUCAACAAAACAAUUAUGGGGACAUACAGUAGAAAGAUUUACGUUCGGCGGAUUGGAGAUCCGGCUUUUGUCCUUUUAAGCAUUUAGACAAGCCCAUUAAUAUCCAUCUACAGCAAAGAAAAUGCGUUUGAACCCUUCAAAUUUUGCCAACAUUUUCAUUCUUUUCUAGCUACUCAACAGUAGCUAGAAAUAAUCACUACAAUGCAGCCUUGGUAACUUUUUGCUGUAGUAAUAAAUAAAUUGGCUGUAUGUAGUCCAUACAUCUACGAAUAUAUAUUGUUCUGAAUUUAGACUAAAGGGUAAAACCAUUUAUUUAUGACCAUUCACAUGUGUGAAGGGAUGGUAAAUAAUGAUACCAGUAAAAAAAAAAAGUCUACAUAAUGUAGCUGAUAACAAUUCAAGUAUUUAGGAGAAUGUCAGACUCUGAUUGAUGUAGAAUUGACUGAAAUCUUGCCCAAUAGCUAAAUGCUAAUGUGUGAUUUAGCCCGCAGUGACACCUGAACAGCUGGUUUCACAGACAGAUUAAGCUUAGUCCUGGACUAAAUUGAGUUUUGUAUGGAGAAUCUCCAAAACUGGCCCAAUAUAUUUGUAUGUAGCAGACUUCAGUGUGUAUGUCCAUGAAGGACAAUGACAUCACAUUCGUGCAAGGGAUGUGGGUCAUUUAUGCAGAGAGAUAAUCUUGUCUGUUGAGAGUUGUGCCUUGUGGUUGCAAAAGGUAACAUUUCAAUCACUGCCUUGAACACGCUACACACUACAGCUACAUGUAUACCCAUGUUCAAAAUUAGUUAUCAAUAGAUCUUAAUUGCAAAGAGAAACAUUUGUGAAUGACAAAACAACCGUACAGGUAUGUACACACAAUUGGAAUCUUAUCAGUGUUAAAGUUAUGUUUGUCUUCAGAAAGGACUGCUUCAAUUGAAUUAUAUUCAGUACAAAGCAAAAGCAGUCUACAGUAUGGUACAAAAACACUGCAAUGCCAUGCAUAUAUGCAUGCAUUUUUCUUUCUGAAUUCUAAUAAAGGGUCUCUUUUUAACCUUUUUUAUAAUAAUGUAGUGUAUUGUAAAAUGUUCUGUAUAUAUUAUGUUUAAAGUGCAAUAUUGUACAUUGAGUGUAGAUUUUUUGGACUUUAUUUUCUUACCACCAAAGUUACUGUUUUACUUGUCUUUUUACUUUGUAUUUAAGAUUUGAGGAUUAACCCUGCAUUUAGCACUUAACAUGAUGUGUCAAUGCGUUUCAAUUUUUCCCUUUUGUCUCAUAUGCAUGCAGUUCAGAAGUAUUAUAGAAAAUGUCUUCUAGAACCAUAACUGUUAUCAAAAAAUACAAAGCAAUGGAAUGUAUACCUAAACUCAACAUUUCUCCAUAUCUAAUGCCAUUUAUUGUUACAUGUCUUGAGUAUUGAAAUAGAUACAGGAUGUGAAAGGAUUGAUAAGAUGCAGAAACAAAAUGCUGGGACAAAGUAAAGGUAUAUAAAAGUGCUAUAGGAACCAGUACUAAGAAAAUAAAGACAAUCUUAUCA